GCUUCUUUGGAAGAUGCUUCUGGUGUUCUUCCCAAUAUGUUUGGGAUUUUGCUAUCCAAAUAAUUUGGUUAUUACACAUCAUUCAUCUCUGUUUCCAGAUCAUUUAUUUUAUAAUGUGUUUUCUAAAAAAGGAACUUUUCAUUUUAUGAGUGUUUUUAAUAGUACUGACAUCAGAACAGACACUUGGACUUCUCCAUGUUUAUUUCCUCCCAUUCUGAAAGCUGUUUCUUUUCUUUUUUAAAAAUCUAGUUUAUCAUUCCAUAAAAGGACUUGUCAUUCUGGAAUUGCCAAGUUUUCCAGCAUGCCCAGUCCAAGUAUACAAGUCUGCUAGAUCACCCUUCCACAAAUUUACUGACUUUCUCUGAAUUCUGAAAGUAAAAUGACAGCCCAUCUUACCAUGUUCAACAUUGAUGCCCCUCGCUGGGACCAGAACACCUUCAUGGGGCGCCUGAAGCACUUUUUCAACAUCACAGACCCAAGGACACUGGCGGUGUCAGAGCAUGAGCUGGACAGAGCAAAGGCAUUGGUGGAGAGCUGCAGGGCAGGCACAGUGCCACCGGGGACCAGCCAGGAGCAACUAUUCUAUGCCAAGAAGCUUUACGACUCUGCUUUCCACCCUGACUCUGGAGAGAAGAUGAAUUUGAUAGGGAGGAUGUCGUUUCAAGUUCCUGGAGGGAUGGCUAUCACCGGCUUCAUGCUACAAUUCUACAGGACAGUCCCAGCUGUGGUAUUCUGGCAAUGGGUGAAUCAGUCCUUCAAUGCCGUUGUGAACUACACCAACCGGAAUGCUGCAAGCGCUAUCUCUGUCAAGCAAAUUGGAGUUGCUUAUGUCACUGCUACCAGUACUGCCUUGGCAACCGCCGUGGGACUCAACCUUUACACCAAGAGAGCCCCAACUCUUGUGGCACGCUGGGUCCCCUUUGCAGCAGUGGCUGCUGCCAACUGUGUGAAUAUCCCUUUGAUGAGGCAACAGGAACUCAUUAAUGGGAUCGCAGUGACUGAUGAGAAUGGCAAUCAUCUGGGUGAGUCCAGGAGAGCUGCAAUCAAGGGGAUAACCCAGGUGGUGAUUUCCCGCAUCACUAUGGCUGCUCCUGGCAUGAUUUUGUUGCCUAUCAUCAUGGAAAAACUAGAAAAGUACCCCUUCAUGAAAAAAAUCCAGGUUCUUCAUGCUCCGUUGCAGACAAUACUUGUUGGGGGAUUCCUUAUCUUCAUGGUUCCAUUUGCCUGUGCUCUCUUCCCACAAAGGAGCUCAAUUGCCUUUUCACAGCUGGAGCCUGACCUCAGGGAAUCUAUUGUGGCCAAAAAUGGGGACAAAGUGCCCUACGUCUAUUUUAACAAAGGCUUGUGAGGAGAGCUUCUGUCUCAAGAAUGCGCUGGAUCUGCUGACCACCUCAGCCCAAAAUAUUUACCUGAUGAUGUAUGGUCUACAGAUGAGCUCAAGAUACUUCAGAAAGAGCAGCACUUUACCUCUGUUCCUCUGUUCCCCUUGCUUUGGGGCGAGGUUGCAUAAAUAUGGGCAAAUGUAUAAAAGAUUUAACCUCACAUCUGUUUCUCACAUCCCCACUCCUUGGCCUGAAAAUGGAUUUGGACUUUGAUCUUUGUCUUCAGUGGAGGAAACCUUCUGUCUGGUCAGAAAUGGAACGAUAACUUUUAACACUCAAGUGCUUCAAUACCCUGUUGAGCUCUUCCUCUCAGCUCUGAAGUUCAUACCUCAGUGUCCUUACUUGCUUCAAGAAAGAAACUUUCCAGUUGCCUUAUAUUUUCCCUAGAAUCCACUCAGCACAUAGGAACAUGGUGUACUGCAUAAUAAAACAGGCAAAUCAUAAAGGAACAAAAAAUCCCUAUAUCCUUUUCUAGGGACUUCAAAAAAAUGUAAAUUCUUCCUGAGCUUGUUGUGCAGUCUGUAUCUGCAUUCAGGCAUGCUUAUUGAGAAUUUUGCUGCCCUGAGCAGGUAGCUGGUUCAGUUCUGAUGUCUUGCAAGCAGACCUCCCAGGAUUUUAGAUAUAAGUGCCCAACAUUUGACCCAUGGCCUGAAAGACCCAUGUUGAAUGGCCUUCAGUUCCAUCCAGUAAGGCUGGGAGGACAAAAGUAUCAGUGCAAUGAUGCUUCUUCUCUCCUUGUGGGAAAAGUCAGAAUGACUCUCAGCCCAGAGAACAGCUGAGAAGCAGAGCUUUUGCCUCCUCCUCCCCCGCCCCUUCCGGUUACAAGCCAGGUGAUAUCAUGAUGUGGUCUACUGGUCAGGGUACAUAAUAGGCCACAUGUUAUGCGCCACUGACUUACUACAAUUAAUACAAAUCCAGCACAUAUAGACACUAUUUAAAACAAAUACAGCUGGCUGCCAAUUAAAAUCUCCCAAGCCUAAUAAUACACUCUCUCUCCUCUUUCUGCUGUUAAUUUACCAGGGAGAGAAAAGAAAAGCAGAGGGAGAGACAGAUGCUAAUAAUAUGGUGAAGAUGGUAAUAAUAUAGCACAAGAUGUAAAUAUGAGUAAGGGAUAAUACUAGGCAAUUGAGUAGCUUGUCGAAAGAGCUGACAUUCAUUGCUCUUUUUUUCCCUAGCAAAUGUAGUUGAGCCCUUGAGAAGUUUGCCUUAAAUCACAUUGGGGCUGGUGAAAACCACUGCAACAUCUGGUCAUUUGCUUGAUUCCAAAGUAGAAGAACUAACUUUGACCAUCUUGGAUAGAGCAUUGGCAGUAACAAUGCCUUGGUGACCUAAGCCAUGAUUCUCCUUGCAGUCUGGGAGUUGUGGCAUACUGGCCAAGAGAAGAGAUUCAGGAGGUGGCUGGUUGUACUCUGAUCUGCCACAAAUUCACUAGGUGGCUCUGUCAGCCAUUAUCUUACUCUUCCUUUCCCAGUACAGGGGUAAUAUUCUUGACCUACCAUGUUGUUGUAAAGUUUACUGUGAUAAUAUGUGUGUAGUGCUUUGAACACUGUAAGGGCUGUAUAAAUGUCAAGUAUUAUUAUUACCAGUCAAGUAGUUGUCUCCAUUCAAAUGUCUCCAUCCUCUAUGCAUCUUGGAACUAUGCUAUUGGGUUUUGUACUGGGUGCUAUGACUGACUUUUCCAAAGAUCUGCUAUUCAUGACCAAAAUUUGUUUUAGGUAGUUUCCACAUGGGACUAGGCUUGUAUAGUUUCCUGUUGCUGGUAUGACUCCCCUGCCCAGCAGCGGCCUCCAGCAGCAACCAAUAUUAUUUCAUUUUGUUACAAACUUUUCUCUUAUAUCUCUGCAAUGAAAGGAACUAGAGACUUUUUAAAAAACCCUGAAAACUGGGAAACCACAGAACUUUAUUGUUAUAACGGUAUUAUCAGUAUAACAUAACAUUGUUUUUAAAGGCUUGCAGGUGGUGGGGAGAGGAAAUAGGAAUAGGGUGCAAGGUCCAGGAAGUAUAGCAACUAUGUUUGCCCAUACAUGCAAUGACAUACUUACACAAGAUCUUGUCAGCAAUCUCCUCUCUCUCCCAGGUUGUACUUUGAGGAGCCAUUUUGAGAAUGAAAUAGCUAUUAGGUUCACUUCCUGAAACCUCAGUAUUGUGUGCACAAUAUAUUUGUGGUGGAAAGUGCCAUCAAGUCUGAGCUGACUUAUGGCGACCCAAUAGGGUUUUCAAGGCAAGAGAUGUUUGGAGGUGAUUUGCUAUUGCCUACCUCCACAUCAUGGCCCUGGUAUUCCUUGGAAGUCUCCUAUCUGAAUACUAGCCAGGGUCAGCCAUGCUUAGCUUCCGAGAUCUGACAAGAUUGGGCUAAGCUGGGCUAUCCAGUUCAGGCACACUUCCUCAAGUGGAAAUGCCAGUGAGGAUACAAUGAAUGAUUUAGUGCAACUGGCUACCACUUCCUUUUUAAAUGGCUGCCUUUACAUAAGAGCUCAUUUAAUAUAGAUGGUGUGGCUUAUGAUGAGAAUAUUUCCAUUCCUGGUAACUAGGCAGCCAAUUGUUUUGGGAUUAUCUUGCCUUGCAUUAAAGCCAUUCGUUUCUAUGUAAUAGGAGAUUUCUGGCAUUCUUUGUUUCUAUGUUGAACUUCCCAAAUCAUUUUCCAGGCAAGGUGACUGCUACUUUUUAUGCUGAUACUACCCAGUACGCCAUAUCUGACAACAAGAGUCUUCUGCUCUUUGCAUUUCUCACAUUUGGGUUUGCUGAAUCACAGUUUAGUGUUGCAAAUGGGUGAAGAAAAGUUUGUUGUCGAUGCCUCUGUUACAUGCAAUGGAACAAAAAGUUGCUAAAAUAAAACAUUAAUUUUA
Messenger RNA from Sphaerodactylus townsendi, 4228 nucleotides. It is a transcript of the gene SFXN2, whose product is annotated as sideroflexin 2. Gene Ontology annotation, cellular component: mitochondrial inner membrane. Lineage: Eukaryota; Metazoa; Chordata; Lepidosauria; Squamata; Sphaerodactylidae. Gene Ontology annotation, biological process: serine import into mitochondrion; monoatomic ion transport. Bases 380 to 1348 code for a protein of 322 amino acids. The record is from RefSeq and is a predicted model, not a curated record. The transcript has 12 exons. Gene Ontology annotation, molecular function: monoatomic ion transmembrane transporter activity.